CCAACUAACCUCCAGCCGACACUCAGCAGAGCAGCUGCCGCAUUUCAAAACUGAGGACUCACACGGGGGAAUAUCUUGCAGACGUGGUAAAUAAAAGAAAGUAGAAGCAUCUCAAACCAAGCAAUCACAUUUUCGUUUGGAUUUCCAACGGGUUUGAUGUCGGCUGAUCUGGUGUGAAGCGUUUUCUAGUUCAACUACUGUGUUUGGGGAGAGGAGGUACAUUUCAGCUAUAUUCGGGUCUUGUAAACGGAAUGAAUGACCAAGACAAAGGUUGACACCGGUUCCCCGACGCAUUUUGUCUCGUCGAAGGAGAAGAGGCAAAAGCAGAAAAUGGAGAGCAGCACCGGCGAACAAGAGCAGCCGCAGCCGUCACAACAUCAGCCCGCGCGGCCGCUACAAGUUACCGAGAAAAAGAAAAUACCCCGGGCACCGUCUCCAGCAAGACCCAAGGAUGUGCCCGGGUGGUCCCUCACUAAAAUUCGCGGCGGUAUCGGCACUCCGACGCUGAGCGUUAAACCAGGGGCCAUAUAUUUAGGCGGCCGCGUGUCCAGACGGAGCCCGGUAACCGGGAAGGAGACAAAACCAGAGAAGAGUAAACCGACCGGCAAACCCGCGCUGUCCGCGCCCGGUGCUCAGAAGAGCAGCGUGAAGUCUAAUAAAAGCGGCCGGAGAAAAGUUUCGGACGCCAGCAUCGGAUCGGAUGAUUUAAGCAAGGACUCCGGCUGCGCUCCGGGGAAACUCUCACCCACCGACAGCAGUUCCGAGCUCUCCGACUGCGCCUCCGAGGAGAAUAAAGUCUCCACAGAUGCGCUCAGCAGCGACACCGAGACCAGCAGCCGCGGGGGGAUCGACGGCGAGAAAGCGGCAGCGGAACAUGGACUGUUGGACAAGAGUGGUCAAACCAAGACCAGCCUGGAGAAAGACCGGCUCUCGCUGGGAAUGGAGACCGCAGAGGGGAGCGUCUCUCCCGGCGACGAGCGCUCGCUCACCUCGUUCGACAGCAGGAUGCCCGCCAGCACGUCCUUGGCGUUUUCGGACCUGACUGAGGAAUUAAUGGACGGGAUGCAUGAGGAAUUAAUCAGGGAAAUAGAGGAAAUCAGGUCGGAGAAUGAUUAUUUAAAGGACGAGAUGGAGGAGCUUCGCUCUGAGAUGCUAGAGAUGAGGGACAUGUACAUGGAGGAGGAUGUUUAUCAGCUCCAGGAGCUCAGACAGCAGCUGGAUCAAGCCAACAAGACCUGCCGCAUCCUGCAGUACCGCCUCAAGAAGGCAGAGAGACGCAGCAUCCGCGUGGCCCAGACCGGACAAGUGGACGGGGAGCUUAUCCGAACACUGGAGCUAGACGUCAAGGUGGCAAAAGACGUGUCCAUCCGUCUGCACAAUGAGCUGGAUGCUGUGGAGAAGAAGAGAUCUCGUCUGGAGCAGGAGAACGAGGAGCUGAGGGUGAAGCUACAGGAUCUGGAGGUGGCCAAGCAGGUCCUGCAAGCGGAGAUGGAGAAGGCCAGAGAGAACUCUUUGAAGAAGAGAGGUGCCAGACCAAACAACAAACCUGAUAAAAAAGCAUCGCCUCAGCCUCCAGAGGACAGUUCAGACCUAAAGUGCCAGCUUCACUUCGCCAAGGAGGAGUCGGUUCUCAUGUGCAAGAAACUCACAAAGAUGGUCAAAGACAACGAGGCCAUGAGGGAGGAACUGGCAAAGUAUUGUUCUCUGUACGGAGAGGUUGAUGCCUCACUUACUGUCGAAGAGGUCGCCGAUUCUCCUCACACCCGAGAGGCUGAGGUCAAAGUUCACCUGAAACUGGUGGAAGAGGAGGCGAACCUUCUUAGCCGACGGAUCGUAGAGUUGGAGGUGGAGAACCGCGGCCUUCGUGCCGAAAUGGACGACAUGAAGAUCCAUGAUUCCCCGGGUGGAGUCGGUGUCAUGGGUGGAGUUGGAAGUCACCUGCUGCUUUCCACAUCUGAGAAUGUGAUGGAGCUACAGCGCCACCUACAGUUCGUGGAAGAAGAGGCAGAUCUGCUGCGGCGCUCCCUGAUAGAAAUGGAAGAGCAGAACAAGCUCUUGAUGAACGAGCUCAACCACUACAAGUCCGAGCUUCCCACUGUCACUGAGAUAGAGCUGUCGUCAUCCACAACCAUCACUUCACCCACGAUCAUUCCUGGUGCUUCUGAAGAUGGAGGAUCUGGUCUAAACGAAGCCAGCCAUAAAGAACUACUUGCUGCCAGGCUUCAGAUCACAGAGCUGAAUGGCAAAGUAAAAAAGCUCCAGUACGAGAACCGUGUGUUACUGUCCAACCUUCAACGAUGCGACUUGGCUUCCAACCAGGGCUCCGCACGUCCAGCGCUGGAGACUGAUGCUGAAGCAGGGGACUCAGCUGAGUGCCUCCCCAUCCAGGCGCACCGCGAAGGCCCGGUUGGUGACGAGCAGAAUGAUAUUCUGGAGGAGAGGAAUCUGAACGUUUCAGGAACAAGUCACACUCAUACUGCUCAGUGCCUCAGCAUAAAAGACCUUCUCGCCAUCCGCGACCAGGCACAACUUGUUACCUCAGCUAUUCAGCUUCUGACGUCACCCAACCCCUCCUGUAUCUCACCAGACACCGUCUAUCAUAAGAUUAUGACAAAUGAGUCUGCGGAACCGGUUCUACUGGAGAAGAGCCAGACCCAAAGCUCCACGCUGCCCCUGGUGGAGGUUCUGCAUGGCAGACUGCAGUCCCUCCAGGCUCAGCUACAAGCGCUCAGUGAGAGGGUCGAUGCCCUGGGGCAGCCCCCAGAGAGGGAGCUUGUGGAAGGGAUGUCCCUGAUGCCCCUGCUGUCUGAGGUAGAAGACCCUGCAGCAAAUUGGUCAUGCCCUGCAGAUGCUCAGUUCAACCAGAACAUGAACCAACAGAAGCCUGACUCUAGAGACCAGCCAGACUGUGAGGUCAAAGUUCACUCAUGCAAGGCAGGGGACGAGAGCAACAGCCACAAAGACAGCAACAAAGAGGAUGAAUAUGACUUAAAGGAAACAAACUCGGAUCUGCUGACAGAGCAGGUUGGUGAGCUGCUCGCUCUGUUGUCUGAGGCGAGAGAGAAGGCUCAGGGAGCACAGGAAGCGCUGUCACAGGAGAGACAGGCGCGCCACAACGACACGCAUAAACUCUCUCAGCUUCAGGAAGAGCAUCAGAAGGCUCUCCUCCGCCGAGACUUCCAGCUGCAGAGUCUGAAUCUACAGACGCGUCUGCAGCAGAAGCUGUGGAGUCAGGAGAGAAACCUGCUUGUGCAGGAGUCACAACAGCUCAAAGAGAGCCUGCUCCUCAUCAGCCUCAAGCUGCGCUGGCUCCUCAAACAGUGGAGACUCGGCAAGAAACUAGACACAGAGAGCAAGGAUAUCCUAGAGGUUAACAGUGUCAAAGAUCUCCGUAUCCUGCUUGAGGAAGAUGGCCUGUCUUCCCACUAUGGAGACAACAAGAUGUCAGCUGCUGAGGAGCAGCCACUCAACGCCACACCCAAAGAGCACAGCCUGGCAGAGAAAAGCUGCCUACAGCAGCCUAGCGGUUUCGGAAGUACUGUCUCAGACCUGAAGGUGGCGCUACAGGACCUGAGCGCUGAGCUGCGCGAGGAGCGUCAGAGUUCACAGGAGUUAACGCAGCAGUUUGCCCGUGCUAAAGCAUCAUGGGAAGUCGAACGGUUGGAACUCAAGAGCAUUAUCACUCAGCUGGAGGGUAAGAUGGGGAAGGCAUCUGUGGCUGGGGGUGAAAAGGAUUCUCCAGACCUCAAGGGGGCGCUAAAAAAGGAGCGGGAGGAGCAUCAACACCUGUUGGCGGACUCUUAUGCUGCUGUGAUGGACCUCACCAAACAGUUGCAGAUCAGUGAGAAGAACUGGACUCGAGAGAGGCUAGAGCUUCUAGAGCACUUCAACCAGGAAAGAAGUCAAUGGGAACAGCAUUUACGAGAUGUCCAGAGCAAAGGCACACAGUCUCUUCAUGAUAAAACUUCUGAAAAAGAAAUCUCAGCAGAUGCAGCCACCAGUGUUUCAGGACUGCAAAGGACCAAAUCAAUUUCUUCCCUCUCUGAAUUUAAGAGUAUGCUGGACACCAGUCUGUUCCUUCCUGGUCACAAGGUCAGUGGGGUACCAGAGUGCAAUGUUGCACAGCAUCAAUCUACUGCUCCUGCCUCCAUUCUGGCUCGCACUGACUUAAGUGAUCUCAAUAAAAAGAAUUGGAAGUACUUGACCAAUGAUUCUGCAAUGCUGGAGAAGGGUGACCAGUUUAAGACAUGGGACUGCCCAAGCACCAACUCUAACAGCAGCUUCCCAGGACUGGAGUUGAGCAAGGAGUACAUCCAGAGAAGCUACACCGCUCCAGAUAAGACGGGUAUUCGCAUCUAUUACAGCCCUCCAACUGUGAGGAGAAUGGAGAGGAGGCCAGUCAAAGAAAAGGCCCAGCAGGAUCCUCAGCGAGGACCAUCAUCUUGGGACGGAGCCAUGAUAGAUCCAUCAGGUCAGAUUGCUGCAUCUGCACCUUUGUCGACCACUUCCUCAUCCUCUUAUGAGCAGUGGUUGAGUUCACUUUCACAGCAGCAUAGAGACCUACUUGAAGGACGGACGGGAGGUUCUGCACCAUUCCACGGACUGGAAAUUUCAGGCAACCUUAGUGAUGACAUGAAGGAGAUGACCAACUGUGUGCGACAGGCCAUUCGUUCCAGUUCCCUGGAGAGGAAGUGCAGCAAAGAUGCUGGGAGCCAGACAGUUGGUGUUUCAAGUACAGGAACGCAAACAGCACAGUUUGUCAGCAUUGGCCUACAAACUGAUGGCCCCAUUUCAACAACUAGAGGCCUUCAAGGGAAAGCAUGGUCUCCUCGUCUAUCCACCUCACUUUCAUCUGCACGCACACGACAGAUCUCUUCAUCUCUAGAGAAAGUCCACAGUCGCAUUGAUAGACCAUGUUGCUCACCGAAAUAUGGUUCACCUAAGCUUACCCGCAGGGUCUCCACCUCUUCCUCCAAACUCGAGACCUCAUCAACAUCCUCAAGGGAUCGCAGUGUAUGGAAUCUUCAUAACCGUAGUGGAUCUCAGAAUGGGUCUGCCUGGGCACGUUCCACCACCACCCGAGACAGCCCAGUGCUUAGUGGCCUCAAUGAUGGCUUGACCAGUCUCUUCAGUGUGGUGGAACACUCUGGAAGUGUUGAAUCAUUAUGGAAAGCAGAUACAUGCCUGGGGAGACAAGCUGCUGGGAAACCCUCCUGUCCUAGCAUAGGAAUCAGUCUGGGGGAAGCGGGAGCUCAGAAGUACGGCAUGGUCCAGGAGUUUCUGCACAAUGUUUGCGGCAGGACUGCACCAGCAGGGACCAUUGACGAACCAAAGCCAGAAUACCUACCAGGAGCCUUAAUCGACACAGACAACAUCACGAAGAUCGUCAAUAAGAGGUUUAUGAAAACACAAAGAGACGAGUUUGUAGCCACCGGAAAGGAUGCAAUGAGCUCAUGCUCUAGUACCCUGGAGGAUUCUCUUUGUGACUGCAGCUCACAAACUGUCACUUCCUGUUUUGCCCGCCACUCCCGCUCCACCACACGACAUACCCAUGGCCAGUGCAAACAUCGAGUGCAAGAGUCACCCAUGGGAAAUGAAGAACGAUUCGAUACCAGUAAUGAAUGAGGAUGAGGGUGGCCUCUUCUGACACCCAGAAAGUAUACAAAGAAAACAACUGUAAACACUCACUCCACACACACUGCCACACGCCAAUACACACAGACACACCCUUAAACAAACACAUACAUACUUCAUACCUUCAAUAAAAGUCUUCAGGGUUACAACAAUGGGACUUUGAAGAGUUCCUGCAUCUGGAGAGUUUCCGAACCAGACCUCAGUGUAACCAGCACACUUUAAUGCCAAGGAAGGGGAAAGAGUUGACCUCCCCUUUAGGUCCACCAUUCCACUGUCAACCAGCCAGAUUUCACAUUGUAAGUCCAUCAUUCCAGAGUAAACCAGCCACACCUGCCUUUAAAGUCCAUCAUUCUACCAUUCCACAGUCAUCCAGUCAGACCUCCUUAUACUCUGCCAUUCCUCUGUUUUUCAUCCAGCCAACAGGACAGCUUAGCCAGCCAUUUCAAUCCCCAUGGAAGAACUUGACACCAGGUCUUAAUGAAGUCAUGUAGAUAUAAAGGGAACAUACAGCUUGCAACGGAACUACACAAACCAAGAACCUCAACAUGGCCUUCAGUAAGAUUAUGAUGUCUGUGACAGUUGCCCAGUGGCCCUUACAUUUUACCACAAACAGCAUUGCUUGGAGUAGCUGUAAAAUUGUCCCAUAACCAGCCCUUUAUGGAUUCUACAAGUUCAUGUACAACUCACCUUUUUUGAGUCUACAAUGGGCCACUUUUGCCUUCAUUGGUUAAGAAAAAAUGUUGUCAGCUAAAUCCAACGUGGUAUCAGUAUGCUCUCUUUAGACAAUCAUCAAACAAACAAGCUUGUUUCAACUACUGUAUAGACUCUGCAACUACUUGGGAUCAUCUUCCAUUUUCAAACCAGCCAAAAUAUGAAACUCUGAAUCUACCCUUGGAUUUCUCUAAAAAAAAAAAAAAGGACUGGAUGAUAUGAUUGAUCAUAUUGCAUUAUGAAUCUGUCCUUUUUAAAACUAAAUAUUCUUAUUAUGCUGUCUGAAGAUGUCUACGAAGAGCACGUUUGUAGCUGUAGAGUAGGAGGAUAGCAGUUGUUUUGUUUGCUUUGGUACUUUGUACUGUGUUUAAAGUGUUUGAACAUUAUAGCACUAACAUGUAAAUCUCCAUUCCCUGGCUAGGAUGUCCUCAUGAAUUUUAAAGUGUAAUUGUCAUUUUUAUUCUACCCUGUAGUUCUACAGAAGACAUGUUGCUGGGUGCAUCUUCUGCAAUCCUCCUCUUUAUUUUCUCUGUCUACCUCUUCAUCCUCCAUCAUUAGGCUGAAAUAAACCCAAUGGACCUUAGUCAGGGUAGGCACCAAUUUUCAUUUGAUGGGAAUAAAAAAAGAGACUGUAUGGGAUAGAAGUAUAGUCAAGUUAGUAGGUGUUACUAUUGUGUGUUGGGAAAAACUCUGCACAAGAUGAGUUGGGAAAGUUAGACGUGACUCUAGAAAACCUACUGAACUGAGACCUUGUUCUAAAUAUUGUUCUAAGCGCUUGUGGACUUCCUUUAAGUCAAAACAUUGGUCAACUAAUGCUGCAUAGACUGUCAGGUAGUAACUGUGGAGUCUGCAUCAGUGCAGGCUCAGCAAAAGUGCACAUAAAAGCUGCUUAUAGGCCUAAAGGGGGUGCUUGUAAGCACCCUUUUGAAACCUAAAAUGGCAAAUGGGACACCCUAUAUGCCCUAUUGCAGCACUUGGGACAGAACGUCAAUCUCAAAGCCUCAUUCAUGCCAAAUUGAAUGUCGUCUACCCUGAUUAAACCCCAUAAUCCUAUUUUCCAGAACACAUUUGAAAGCCUCACAAAAUACUAAUUAUGCAGAUAUCACAUAUAUAAACAGAAUUAUGUUUAAGCCUGAAACACUGAAUGCUAAUAAUUGGCCACAGUGAGAUUUUAUCAGAUAAUCCCAAAUUAUAAUCCAUAAUCUGACCGUUCAUGUAGCUAUGCAGUUACCGUAAUACGAGUGUGUGCCUCCCUGUAUCUGCUCCUGCAUCAGAGUCAAGUAUGUUUGUAAUGUGUUUCCUCCAAUCUCCAGUUGGAGUGGUGCUGCAGAAACUGAAGUUAAGUCCUUUUUGCUGGUGCUUUUCUUAGAUUUAACGACAGUACAUUAGAGGAAACAUUUUUGUAUGCAUUUCUCGAGCCAUAAGAAUUUGUUGAUUCAGCUCUUUUAUAAAUCGGUCAUUAGUAAAGUAUCAGAAUAUCACAUUUCUCAAUUGUUCAAUGUCUGGCCAAAAAA
This is a messenger RNA of Sinocyclocheilus rhinocerous, 7859 nucleotides long. RefSeq names its product protein SOGA1-like. Gene Ontology annotation, biological process: regulation of autophagy. Lineage: Eukaryota; Metazoa; Chordata; Actinopteri; Cypriniformes; Cyprinidae. The transcript is spliced from 14 exons. The record is from RefSeq and is a predicted model, not a curated record. Bases 256 to 5625 code for a protein of 1789 amino acids.